Messenger RNA from Eleginops maclovinus (Patagonian blennie), 2709 nucleotides. It is a transcript of the gene slc25a48, whose product is annotated as solute carrier family 25 member 48. Gene Ontology annotation, biological process: transmembrane transport. Bases 147 to 1097 code for a protein of 316 amino acids. Lineage: Eukaryota; Metazoa; Chordata; Actinopteri; Perciformes; Eleginopidae. The record is from RefSeq and is a predicted model, not a curated record. Gene Ontology annotation, molecular function: transmembrane transporter activity. Gene Ontology annotation, cellular component: mitochondrion. The transcript has 7 exons.
CUGACAGAUCUCUUUUACUGCUCUCAGAAACAGACCCGACGGGUACUUUGUGAAUAAAACCCUACACUGUUCCCUGUCCCCGUUGCUGUGAGGGAAGCAGAGAGUUGAUGAGCGGCGGGAAGUGAAGUUGAGUCUGCUGAGUGAAGAUGCAGACCUCUAAGAGCUUUCGGUUGGAUGACUUUAUCGCGGGAUUGAUUGGCGGAGCUUCCAGUGUGGUUGUGGGUCAUCCUCUGGACACAGUGAAGACGAGGCUCCAAGCGGGGAAAGGAUACAAGAACAUGCUGCACUGCAUCCUCACCAUCUACAGGAAGGAAACGGUGAUGGGGUUCUUUAAGGGCAUGUCGUUCCCGCUGGCCAGUAUCACCGUCUAUAACUCUGUGGUGUUCGGCUUCUUCAGCAACACACAGAGACUCAUUAGCAAGUAUCGCUACGGAGACGGGCGGCAUCCCUGCGGCAUGCUGGACCUGACGGUGGCCAGCAUGCUGACGGGGCUGGUGUCGGUGGGUUUGGGGGCGCCGGUGGACCUGGUGAAGAUCCGACUGCAGAUGCAGACGCAGAUAGUUGUGGCAGAGAACUUGAACCUGGCUGGCAGCGUAUCAAACGGCACCAACAUGCCCUUGCGCUCCAUCAGCAUGCCAAGCCAGACACUGUACCGAGGGCCCAUCCACUGCAUCAGCAGCACCCUGCAGACGGAGGGCCUGCAGGGCCUGUACCGGGGGGCCGGGGCCAUGAUCCUGAGGGACGUCCCCGGGUACACACUCUACUUCAUCCCUUACACCAUCUUCUGCAACCUGCUGAAGCCGGACGCCUCCGCCACCCCCCACCCGGGAGCCAUCUGGCUGGCUGGAGGACUAGCAGGGUCUAUUUCCUGGGUGACGGCCACCCCCGCUGACGUGGUGAAGAGUCGGCUGCAGGCGGACGCUCAGCUGCAGAGGAAGUACAAAGGCAUCGUACACUGCAUCGUGCACAGCUACCGGACGGAGGGCGCUCAGGUGUUCUUCCGCGGCGCAUCAGUAAAUGCUAUCCGAGGCUUCCCGAUGAGCGCCACCAUGUUCCUGACCUACGAACUCUCCCUGCAGUUCUUCCGGAGCUUAUAGGACCGAGGAAACACUUUGGUGGGAGAAGGAAUCAAAACUCAGUCAGGCAAUCUCAGGCUAAAUGAGCUAGCAGGCCCCAGUUUACAGUAGCUGUGAGUCAGCAGUUUUAAAGCUUACUGAGCUGUGAAGCUAAUAUGUUAGCGUGCUACUACUUCCCUUAUGCAACGCGUAGACCUGUCGUUCCUCAUUUGAUCAAUUAUGUUUUGAAAUGAGUUUUAAAUUAGAUUUAAUACACUAAAAUCAUCCAUGUGUUCCUGGAUAGCGCUUUGGCUGCAGUAUGCUACUUAUAUAAUACUUGUGUUGUGUGUUAAGGUAGCAUAUUUAAUGCUAAUACCUUAAAAUCCGUCUGCUCUUUGUGAUUAGCACCGACUCUUUUUUAAAUAUUUGUAUCGUACAAAUACCGCUUGUAACCUGAGAGAUACACACAGAAUAUACAAGGCUAGCUGUAGCUCCAUAGCUUUGGUAAAUUAUGGUGAUAAUAAUUCAGGUGUAAAAUGUGAAAUCAACAACCAGUCAUCCUGCUAGCCGCAACAUAACAGUAGUUGCUAAAUAAAUGCUAAUACAAUGCUAAUGCCAAUAUGAGCUAAUGCUAUAAGCGUAACAUAGCUAACGGAGGACAUGGAAGGUUUUGAUGUCAGUAUUUAAUUGAAGAGAUGAAAGCCAAAUACACCAAAAAUACACCAUUUUGGUUCAUUUUAUGGUGGUUUGGAGGCAAAAAUGGUAUAUUGGGAUCAUUCUGACCUCAGACAGAAGCAUUACACAAUCAUAUUUUGUUUCAUCAAGGCUCUUUAAAACACUAAUUUAAUGUCACAUCUGUAUAUUCAUUGACAUCUUUAAAUAUUAAUUCAUUAAUACAUUUUAACAAACCUAAGCUCUUUUUUUUAGGACGCCUUGUGACCUGCAGUCGCCAAAUUAGGACUUUAUGUCACAAUGCAGUAUUUAAAAAAUCACUUAACAGUAAGAUCUGUGCAGGAUUACAGUUUUUAUAAAAGGAUGUGACCUUUUUCACACACCUGAGUCUAAAUGUAACAUUUGUGUUAGCUUUUAAUUUGAAUCUGUUUGUUUCAAUUAGGUUUUUACUUAAUUUCAGAGAAAAUAUUUACACUGAACCUUUUUAAUGUUUCUUUUGUGUUGUCUCACAACAUGAAUUGUUGCCUUUAAACGCACACGGACUGAAUGUGCAUCCCAUGUUGCUGCCACUUAUACACAUUCUGUUUGUGUUUCUUAUAUUAAGAACAGAUAGUUAUCACAAUACCAAUAAUACAGUUAAAAUGCAUUGAUCUGUGCUUUUCUGUUGCAUGUUUUUUGCUUUAUAAAGUCUGCAGCGUACAUGUUUAAUCUUUAGUGUCAACAGUUAGACAGCAUGUACAGCUAAUGAUGCACAAAGCCUUACCUUAGACUGAAAAUCCUUACGUUUAUGGAUAAAAAACACAUUAUUAAGCCUUUUUAAGACAAUCAAUAUAGACCAAAACCUCUUUAUAUACUUUCAUAAUAUCGUCAAAGAAAUAUAUGUGAAUUUGUGUGUCAUGUAAAUACUUGUAAAUAUGUAUACUGCCAUUCCAGCUGAUGGAGGGACUAAAUUGUCUUAUUGUAAAUAAACCUAGAUUCUAAA